Messenger RNA from Peromyscus eremicus (cactus mouse), 1646 nucleotides. RefSeq names its product mitochondrial inner membrane protein MPV17 (gene Mpv17). The coding region runs from base 290 to 946 and encodes 218 amino acids. The transcript is spliced from 6 exons. Lineage: Eukaryota; Metazoa; Chordata; Mammalia; Rodentia; Cricetidae. The record is from RefSeq and is a predicted model, not a curated record. Gene Ontology annotation, cellular component: cytoplasm; membrane.
GGAAUGCUCUGGGAGGCCCUUUCAAUCCUGGUCUCUGCAGUUCUUAGCCAUAGACUUUAGAUUUCCUUUCUUCUAUCUGGGUUUCAGCCCUGGUCCCCUUACAACUUACUGUAUGUUCACAGAUCCUGGCCUGCUCACCUCCUGUGUUUUUCUGCCCCCACCCCCUUCCUUCAUGGUUUGUUUUAAGAUGUGGUCUCACUGUGUACCCCUGACUGGCCUGGGACUCCCUGUGUAGCCCAGGCUGGCCUCAAACUCAUAACAAUCCUACCUCUGCCUCCAAAGUGCUGGGAUGCCAGACAUGCCCUGCCAGUUUUUGAUAGGACACAUGAGAGAUCUCCUAUCCUUGAGCAGAGGGCUUCAAGGCAGCAAGAAAGGACUGGUCAUUUGUCAGAACGAAGUCCCAGGUCUCAGAGUGCCGAGCCUCAUUUGGUCAACAGACUUACCUUUUGGGAGAUGUCCUGAUAACACCUGUGUACCCUGCACAGGGUCACUGAUGGGCCUAGGUGACAUUAUCUCACAGCAACUGGUGGAGAGGCGGGGUCUCCAGGAACACCAGACAGGCCGGACCCUGACCAUGGUGUGCAUGGGCUGUGGCUUUGUGGGCCCUGUAGUCGGAGGCUGGUAUAGGGUUUUGGACCGCCUUAUCCCCGGCACCACCAAGGUGGACGUACUGAAGAAGAUGUUGUUAGAUCAGGGGGCCUUUGCCCCGUGUUUUCUAGGCUGUUUCCUCCCCCUGGUAGGGGUACUCAACGGAAUGUCAGCCCAGGACAAUUGGGCCAAACUAAAGCGGGACUACCCUGACGCUCUCAUCACCAACUACUACCUCUGGCCUGCUGUGCAGUUAGCCAACUUCUACCUGGUCCCCCUGCAUUACAGGUUGGCCGUUGUCCAGUGUGUGGCUAUUGUCUGGAACUCCUACCUAUCCUGGAAGGCACAUCAGCUCUAAGCCUGCCUGGUUUCAUGGCUUGCAUCUUGCACUGAUGCACCUUCACCCUGGAAUGCUUGGACAGUAUCCUCAAAGAGAGAUCAGGACUGGAGAGGUGGCUCACCUGUUCAGAAGCACGGACUGCUCUGCAGAGGAGCCACACUGGGUGGCUCACAACCACCUGUGACCCAAGCCCCAGGAGAUCUGAUGUCUUCUUCUGGCCUCUGAAGCAUCUGCACUCACACGCACAUACACACCAAUUACUUACUCACAACUAAGCAUAAAAUAAAGUCUUUCUUAAAAAAAAAAGUCUAUCUCUUUCCAUGGUAUGGAGUUGCUGAUCAGGAUAGAAUUACCACUCUGAAAUGGCACAUUUCACUCUAAAAAUGUAACUGCUUUUGAAAUCACUAAGACCUUUAAAACAUUGUCUCUCUCACCAUGCAGAGGGCCUAGUCCAGUCCCAUGUAGGCUCCACAGCCAUUGACCCAACUUUAAUGAGUUCCCUCUAGAUUGGUUUGGUCGUCCCUGCACGUUUCCCCAUCAUGAUCCUCAUGCACUUGCUCAUAGAAGCCCUCUUCUCUGUCUUUGAGGGAGGCCCCCUGGUGGUAGGAUCAGAAUCCAUCCCUGGUGUGUGAGCAGGCUUUGUGGGCUAUGAUGGGACACCUCUUGCAGCCUCGAGGCAAGGGGAAGGGCUUGGACUUGCCUCUACUGAAUGUGCCUC